Messenger RNA from Spodoptera exigua (beet armyworm), 1027 nucleotides. Lineage: Eukaryota; Metazoa; Arthropoda; Insecta; Lepidoptera; Noctuidae. The record is from the annotation of a GenBank genome assembly.
GUGAAACAGUGAAACUCUCAGAUCAAAUCAGUGUCAGUGUCACACAGCACAGUACUGACAGAUGUCAUCUAUCAUGUUUUGGUCUAAGUGGUGUGGGUUGUAUUAGAACUGAAUCGAAUUUCAUUACGUAAGUUUAAUUGCAAAAUAAUAUCGAACGAGAUGUCAUUUUUACUGAAACGUACCCUCGGUGCAACUGCAUACUGGGGACGCAGUAUUUUUAACAAUGUGAAAACCCCAAUAACUGUGCGAGUUGCUACAAAAGCCGAUCAGGCUGGACCCCAGGCAGAAACACGACCCACUGUGGCCAAAGUUGAUCCUGUUCAAAAAACCCAUUUAGUGGAUUUUGGUAAAUAUGUCGCUGAAUGUUUGCCGAAAUAUGUACAAAAGGUUCAAUUAACAGCUGGGAACGAAUUGGAAGUUCUUAUCCCUCCUGAGGGUGUAAUUCCCGUGUUGCAGUUUUUAAAAGACAACCACAGCGCACAAUUCACGAAUCUUGUAGACAUUGCUGGCAUGGAUGUACCUAACCGACCCAACAGGUUUGAGAUCAUUUACAACCUGCUGUCUCUGCGGUACAAUGCCAGAAUUAGAGUCAAGACCUAUACUGAUGAGUUGACUCCUGUCGAUUCUGCCAAUGAUGUAUUUAAAGCUGCAAACUGGUAUGAAAGAGAAAUCUGGGACAUGUUUGGAGUAUUCUUUGCUAACCAUCCUGAUUUGAGGAGAAUUUUGACUGACUAUGGAUUUGAGGGUCAUCCAUUUAGAAAAGAUUUCCCACUGAGUGGCUAUGUGGAGGUACGCUAUGACGACGAGCAAAAACGAGUAGUAGUAGAGCCCUUGGAAUUGGCUCAAGAGUUCAGGCGUUUUGAGUUAAGUGCUCCUUGGGAACAGUUCCCUAAUUUCCGCAGCAACCCUGCUUCAGAAGAAGUUGUAAAUCCAGCUGAAGAGAAGGCAAAACAAUAAUCAGCUGUUAUAACUAGAGGAAAUAGUAUGUCUGUGAAAUUUAUUUAAAUAAAGAACUUAAAGUCAUCAA